This is a messenger RNA of Effrenium voratum, 1959 nucleotides long. The record is from the annotation of a GenBank genome assembly. Lineage: Eukaryota; Dinophyceae; Suessiales; Symbiodiniaceae.
AUGGCGUCUUUGAGCUGGUCAUACCCACGAGCGCUCCACGAGAGAAUGAUUUUCUUCACGGAAGGUGAGCUGGCGGAGGCGAAGGAAAAACAAGAUCGGGGUUCUGGCUACGAGGACGACUCGCAGGAUGACGACUGGUACCCCAUUCCUCCGCCCCCGGUUCGGUAUCAAAUAAUGAGCUUGAGCCAAUCUGACCGCGGCAUCCUCGGAACGAAUCUGGCCGGUGCAGAGAUUUGCCUGGUGCCCAAGGAGCACCUGCCCACAAAGCUGACAGCGCAGUGCUUGCUGGAGCUGGUGGCCAACUCACUGGGCGCUUCCGUCCAAGAGAUGGCACUCAUGCGUGAAGUUGGUGGCAGCAACCUCGCCGGCGAUGAGCCCAUCGACGAAGUUGAUACACUCGUGGUGAAGCAGGCUGUGGGAGAGGCCGACGGCACCCGGCCAGUUGUUUGCCAGAGGGCUCAAGGAGAGUACUUCGAGCCCAGCCUAGGCGAGGGGUCGGUGGAUAUUAACUUGGAGGACUUGCCGCAAGAUGGCUGCAUCCAGGCCAUCAAGGAGAAUCGCCCAUUUGUCACCGACAGCAAAGGAGAGAUGUGUUGGCACGCGUACUCCAGAACUCAGGUCGUCACCUACCGGACAGGCCGUGAUGAAAUGCUGAAACCUUUGGGCUACUUUCCCCUGCAGCCUGCCUGGAAGCUUCCCCUCACUGCCCGGCAGAGCGGCGGCUUUCGCUGCGAUGUUUGGAGUGCUUCUAUCACUCUGCCCCGCAUCAAGGAGUUGCUUGACAAGCACGCCCUGCUGACAAAUGACAGGCCCAUCCCGCGGUAUCAGAUGAUUGUGGAUCCCAACCAGUUUGUGCAGCCUACCCCAGCCGGGCCGGUUUGGGUGCCCUGUGAGUUUGACGUGGCGCCAGACGGCUCCGUAGCCUUGGUUGGAGGCGAGCGUGGGCAUGAGUAUCCACAGCUGGCGAGGGAGGUGGCCGCUCCCGUUCUGGCGGCCGCCGUGCCGUUGCUGGCGAAGCUGCGGCGGCCCCAGCUGCUGCUGGAGGACCAACGCCUGCAGGCGGUUUUCAAAGCCCAGCGCAUCAUCGUGCCUGGGGCUGCUGGUGACUCUGCAGACGCAGAGUAUUUGGGCCUGUGGCACGUGGACGGGCACCGGGAGCGGGUAGUGGCCGUGGUCCUCUACUACUAUCAUGUCGAUGAGUCCCUGAGCGGGGGUGACAUGGAGUUCUGUGGCCGCGAGCCCAUGGAUGUUCUGGGCUACGGUGACUGCAGUAAUAACUAUGAGCAGUUUGAUGCCGGUAGCCUGCGACAGGCUUUCCGGGAGGGGCCGGAGACGAUAGUUCACAAUUGCCGAGUGCCCAUUGGCAACGGCACACUGCUGGUGUUCUCCAACUAUCAGAUGGCCCAUCGCGUGCUCCGCAUGGUGAAUAGCAGCAAGACAGAGGCAUCCCGGGACUUCGUUGCGCUCUUUGUGCUGGAUCCGGCAUUCCCACCCUUGAGGCCUGCUAAAAGCGUUCUGGCGCAGUCCUACUUGACCUCGCGGGCCUUGAAGCCUUUGGCACCUGCCGUGGGCCGCAUCCUCGAGUACGCAGGCACAAAACAAAGUGGCAGGACCUUGAAGGCCCAGCGGAACCUUUUGCUGAAAGAGCAGCUCCAGCCUACAGGUGAGUUCUGUGGCGGCAGCAACGUGCAUGCCACGGGCAAUGGCUGCUACACGAUGGUUGGUUGGCUGCACAAACUCUUGGAGGAGGACGAUGAGUGGCUGGAGCUUUUGGAAGAUUGGAAUGGCCACAAGUGGCUAAGCGCGUUGAACGUACCCGCAAAAAAGCAUGAUCGCGGCAUGUCCGAAGUCUUCUCAUUGGACGAAGCGGAGGUGACCCAGAGACUGAAGGAGUUUGGCGACCAACUGACCCAUGACAGUACAGGUCUCGAUUCCGGCACAUCCACUGCUGGAAAAUGA